AACUCGGUUAAAUAGUGUAGCACGCUUUCGAAAAAUAAACAUUUGGUCAAAGCAUUUGGAGUAAAAGGUUUCCACAAAUGCUCUAUAUAGUCUAUGAAACGCAGAUAUUGCAUGAUUUGCACACACAAGAUUCACUCCCCUUGGAGUGACAAACGGACUCAAAUAAGAGAUGGCAAGUUGCCAGUUGAACAAGAUGAUAACCGGUCUGUUUCUAAAACCAAUUCAAAGUAGAAAGCGGCAUGGUUCUCAAUAUUAAUGGACCACCUACGUUCGUUUGUAAUAUGGGCCGAAUCAGGCGUAUGAUAGAUCCAACUAAUACAUCCGACCCGACCCGAACUUAAAACCCCCACCUUCGUAAAACCACAAAAAAACGUCGCUGAGUCCGAGAAGAAGAAGAAGAGUCAACAUGGCGGCCAACGGCGUGAGAAGAGCCCUUCAGUCAGCGUCAUCGACGGGGAGAAUACUCUUCAGUCGUUCAUCAGCGAAGGCAUCUUCCACUCCGAAACUCGGAAAAGCAGCUGGAUUCGCUUUCGGGAAUGGAUCAUCUUCAACUUCAUCUCGCUCGUCACUUCGCAGGCUCGCAUCCUCCAGGAUCCCAGUGGAGCUGAGUGCAGGGAUACCUUUACAUAGUGUGACUGCUUCAGCCUUGCUCACUUCUUUGCUGUCUCUCAGCAAUCAAAGCUGGGGUUGCCUUUCAGAAGGAUUUGGGACGACACUAUAACAUUGGCCUGCAAGUUUUUGUAUUACUUGUCAGAUUUCAAGAAGCUUGUUUCAUUUCAUCAGUUUUACCCAGAGGUUUAAGAUAUCGAAGUAGCAACAGAAACACACACACUCACUUUGCUUUCUUCUAAGGAAGGGCUCUUUUGUUCGGUUUAUUUAUAUAAUAAUUGUCAUCUUCAGUUUGAUGAUUUUGUUACCUUAACACUUGACUACUCAUUUUGCUGAUUCGGAUAGUAGUAGUGGUUAAUCUGUGCCCCCAGUUCUCUACCGGAAGAAUUUGGUUCCUCAAAUUGGCUAAUUACAAAUCAAAUGACCUAACUUUGAGCUAAUUACCCCUCAUGCGACCUUACUCGUUGUUUCUUCUGCUUUCAGCUUAGAGUCUAUUGUGUUCUUGAUGUAAAAAAUAUAUAAUAAGAGUUACACUGAAGUGAAAACAAUUGAUUAACAUGUUAAUGAAGCUAAGUUUUUGCUAGCUCAAAGAAUACAAAUGCAUAAAUAACAAGCUUUGGUAGAAUCAGAUAACCCAGAAUCAAGCCAAGAAAGAACCGGAGGCCAAAGCAAUAACUGAAACCAUGAGACUUGACUCUCCACACUGGUCUGGUUAAAGAAACCUUCUCUUGACUCUCCUGGAGAAGUGCUUGAGCCGUGCGCUCUUCAUGGAACUUGAUCACCGGAUUUUUAUGCGCUACAUUGUAGGACACAGCCGAGAUCACUAUAACGACAACUACCACAAUAUGAUGUGUAGCUUCUAUUUCUUUUUCCACUGUAUAGAAUUAGAAACUACAUUUUU
Brassica rapa (field mustard) is the source of this 1510-nucleotide messenger RNA. Its product is annotated as protein NUCLEAR FUSION DEFECTIVE 6, chloroplastic/mitochondrial. NCBI's taxonomy places the organism in Eukaryota, Viridiplantae, Streptophyta, Magnoliopsida, Brassicales, Brassicaceae. Gene Ontology annotation, cellular component: mitochondrion. The record is from RefSeq and is a predicted model, not a curated record.